Pieris macdunnoughi is the source of this 312-nucleotide messenger RNA. NCBI's taxonomy places the organism in Eukaryota, Metazoa, Arthropoda, Insecta, Lepidoptera, Pieridae. The record is from the annotation of a GenBank genome assembly.
AUGGAGAAAAAACAGACAACAAAACCUGUUUUAAAGCCAGUCAACUCUGCCUCUAAUUUAAAAGGCGUAGACAAAAAUCCAAUUAGUAGGGUCAAUUCGAAAACAGACUCUGUUAAAACAAUAGCGGAUAAUUUAAAUAAAAAUCGACCGAAAGUCGUACCGAAACCGACUAAUAUAGUUCAAAGAACAGAUUCAAAUGUAAAAUCGAAUUCAACGAAAUUGAUGUCGAAACCGUCUAAUGUUGCCAGUUUACAGCAAAAAUUUGAAAAUAGAAAGUCAAUAGGCAAAGAAAUUUCCACUGGAAAACAAUAG